GGCUGUUUGUAUGUGUAUGGGACUCUUUGUAAAUGUGAGAGAUUCUUUGUACUUUGUAUGUGUUGGGAACACAUUUGUAUGUGUUGGGAACUCUUUGUAUGUGUUGGGAACUCUUUGUAUGUGCUGGGAACUCUUUGUAUGUGUUGGGAACUCUUUGUAUGUCUCUUUGUAUGUGUUGGGAACACUUUGUAUGUGUUGGGCACUCUUUGUAUGUGUUGGGCACUCUUUGUAUGUGGAACUCUUUGUAUGUGUUGGGAACUCUUUGUAUGUGUUGGGAACUCUUUGUAUGUGCUGGGAACUCUUUGUAUGUGUUGGGAACUCUUUGUAUGUGUAGGGAACUCUUUGUAUGUGUUGGGAACUCUUUGUAUGUGUAGGGAACUCUUUGUAUGUGUAGGGAACUCUUUGUAUGUGUUGGGAACUCUUUGUAUGUGUUGGGAACUCUUUGUAUGUGUAGGGAACUCUUUGUAUGUGUAG
Messenger RNA from Lottia gigantea (owl limpet), 474 nucleotides. RefSeq lists its product as hypothetical. The annotation marks the transcript as partial. The record is from RefSeq and is a predicted model, not a curated record. Lineage: Eukaryota; Metazoa; Mollusca; Gastropoda; Lottiidae. The transcript has 3 exons.